Hyla sarda is the source of this 1457-nucleotide messenger RNA. It is a transcript of the gene CFAP97D1, whose product is annotated as CFAP97 domain containing 1. The coding region runs from base 139 to 693 and encodes 184 amino acids. The transcript has 6 exons. Lineage: Eukaryota; Metazoa; Chordata; Amphibia; Anura; Hylidae. The record is from RefSeq and is a predicted model, not a curated record.
ACUGUGCAGUCGUACUUGCCUUGCCCCGCAUCCUUGAUGUCACUGUACACGUUGCCACGGCAACCCCUCCGAGUAUAGUCGUGCGACGCUGCCCCGUGGAAUCAGCUGCUCGCUUCUUACCUGUCACCGAGAAACAGGAUGAACACCGUCGAUUAUUUGGCGUUCCCCCUCAUAGUCGCCAACCACAGGCAAAACGGCAUCCUGAAGAAAAAAUGGGACGCCCACCACUACCAGUGCCACCUGUCCCGGGUGAGAGCGGCCAAGCCUGAAAUUGACAAUAAGCCUCCAAGGAUAUUUUUACACCCUCACGUCCAAUUGAGAAAAAUCCAGAUGGAGCAGGAACGACUGGCUGUGAUAGAAAAGGACAACCGGCGGCUCAUGGAGAAGAUCGCUCACAUCAUGCGCACUGGAGGGGAGGUGGACAACUGGAACAAUUCUCCUUCAAUAAGUCUUAAAAGCAGCAGACGGAACAGAGAAAUCGUAAGAAUUACCGUGGAGAACCAAGCAAUACACAAGAGGAUUCAGGACAGCAAGCCGAACUAUGAUAACAAGAAACGGGAAGAUGAAUGGAAGGGCACAAGAAAACACCUGCAACACCUGUCGUCUUACCACACCCUGGCCAAGGACAAACCCAGUGGCCUGAUAUCCAGCUCUUACAUCGCCGAUACUUCCAGGAGCCAAAACUCUCCAUGAAUGAAAUAAAAUGAACAGCAUGGAAAAUAAUGUCGUAGAGAAUUCUUAGUUUUAUUUAUUUAUUUUAUUUAUUCUUAUUUAGAUGUAAACACCUUAAAGGAGUACUCUAGGAUGUAAAAACGUAUCCCUAUCCUAAAUAUAGGGGAUAUGUUUCAGAUCGCGGAGGGUCCUACUGCUGGGACCCCCUGCAAUCUCCCGUACGGGGCCCUGACUCUGCUUCCUAAUAGCGCGUGUUGACCACCACAUGAAGCGGCGGCCAAUGCGCCCCCUCAAUACACCGGUACGGCAGAGCCGGAGAUUGCCGAAUGCAGCUCUCCGGCUUUCCCAUAGAGUUGCAUUGAGGGGGAGUGUCAGCCGCUGCUUUGUGUGGUGGUUGGACACGCCCCCUUCCUGCAGACUGCUGGGGCCCCGGACAGGAGAUCGCGGUGCGGGGGUCCCAGCGGGCAGACCCCCUGCGAUCUGACACUUAUCACCUAUCCUUAGGAUAGGGGAUGUUUCUAUAUACCGGAACACUCCUUUAAUGUGAGACGUAUAACACAGUCUACCAGUAAAUGUGUCUUUGUAAAUUUAUACCGUCUUAUAAUAGUAAAACAUACAUAACAGUAAUGUCGAGAUAAAAAUGUCCGUAAAAUUUACUUAACAAGAUGGCCACCAGCUGCUCCUGAGAUACAGACUCCCUUACACAUUUGCUUCCUGGCAUUAAAGGGGUACUCCGGUGGAAAACUUUUUUUUUUAUUUUUUUUAUUUUUUUUUAAAUCAACUGG